AGACAGGUGGCGCUGUUAAAGGAAGUGGGAUACAGCAGAGGACGCUAGGCGCCAUAAAUAAUCAACCUUAAAAAAAGAUUUAAUUUUCAUCAAGAAUGGCAUCAGCCUGGGUUAUAAUUGGUCUAACAGUGACUGCUGUAGCUUUCGUGUGUUCAAUUGUCUCAUAUACCAUACCAUUCUGGCUGAACGAAUCGAACAGUCAUUUGGGUUUAUGGGCAAAGUGUAGAGGUCGGAAAUUCGAAAGAGAUUGGGAAUGUGACUGGUACUGGGAAAAUAACUUCAAGGAGGCCAAAGCGAAACCGAUAUGGUGGCAAGCAUCUAUGGGCUUAAUGGGUGUUGGCGUAUUGCUAUUGUUUAUUACAUUUCUUAUAGGUCUAACGGCUUUAUGCUGUUGUAAAUCCGCCGUUAAAUCCGGUUACUAUAUCUCCCUCUUUUUAAUGCUGGCCUGUAUGCUACAUAUCGCUACCGCUGCUACAUUCUACGGUUUUGGACAUGAAAGACGAGCAAUACUGAGAGAAGUGUUGGUUAUACUAGUGGCCAUUGGGAUAGCGUUGUUCGUCGUGAAGAUGAUGGUAAUUAGAGGACUGGAAGUUAAAGACCUAAGUAAAAGUUUCGACUGGGCAGUAUGGUUAGGAGUCGGUGGUGCAUUAUCAGCGCUCUUGGCUUCAAUUCUCUUUACUUGCGCCGGUUGCGGAGCUAGUUACGAAGGUUAUUACCGCGGCGACGUGUAA
Molecule: messenger RNA, 731 nt
Organism: Dimorphilus gyrociliatus
Lineage: Eukaryota; Metazoa; Annelida; Polychaeta; Dinophilidae
Source: the annotation of a GenBank genome assembly